AUGUCCACCCGCAACCUCGCCAACGUGAUCGUCGACUCCCUCGCCAACGCAGGCGUCAGCAUCGUCUUCGGCAUCCCUGGCGCCAAAGUAGACGGCAUCUUCGACGCGCUGAGCGACCACCCAACCAUUCGGCUGAUCAUCUGCCGGCAUGAGCAGAAUGCCGCGUUCAUGGCAGCUGCAGUCGGGCGGUUGACCGGCGUUCCUGGUGUCUGUCUCGUCACGUCGGGGCCUGGCACGAGCAACCUCGUCACAGGCCUCGCGACCGCUACCUCUGAGGGCGACCCCGUCAUCGCCAUCGCCGGCACCGUCUCCCGCCUCCAAGCCGCGCGGCACACCCACCAGGCCCUCGACGUCGUCAAAGUCCUCGAGGGUGUCUGCAAGUCCGUCACCCAGGUCAGCGUCGAAGACCAGGUCAGCGAAGUCGUCGUCAAUGCCUUCCGCCGCGCACGCAGAUACCCGCAGGGCGCAUCCGCCGUGGCUCUGCCCAUGGACCUCAUCAAAAGCACCUCUGUCAAAACCCCGCCCUUCCCCAGCCUCAGCUUCAACCCACCAACUUACGGGAGCAGCAAUCCACGCCUGCGCAACGCCGCACUGGACAAGCUUCUCGCCGCCAAAUCCCCCGUCAUCCUGCUGGGUAUGCGAUCAGCUAACCAGGCCAUUGUCGCUGCCACCCAGCGGCUGAUUAAAGACUACACGAUCCCCGUAGUCGAAACCUUCCAGGCGGCCGGGGCCAUCAGCGAGGGUCUUCUUCACCGAUUCUACGGGCGCGUCGGCCUAUUCCGGAACCAACCUGGGGACAAAGUGCUCGCGCGGGCAGAUGUCAUCCUGGCUAUUGGAUACGACCCGUUUGAAUAUGACGCGGAGUCCUGGAACGUCAAGCCCUCGUGCCAUAAUAUCAUUCAUAUCGACUACACCGACGCCAAGGUCUCGCAGCACUAUCUCCCGGACAUCGAACUGAUCGGGAACCCAGCCGACAUCAUCGACGAGCUCAACUCCAGCAUGCACACGGCCCGGCCGAGUUUCUGGAAUGGCGCAGAGGACGCGCUCGAGAGUAUCCGACAGGAGCUUGAUAGCUGGGAAGCCACGGCGACGGUGGGGAUGUCCCUCAACGAGCCCGUCCAGCCGAUUCAAUUCGUGUACCUACUCCGGCAUCUCUUACCCAAGGAAACCGUGGUUGCCGUAGACGUCGGCACCGUGUAUAUCUACAUGAUGCGGUACUUCCGCACAUAUCUCCCUCACCAUCUCCUCUGCUCAAACGGACAGCAGACGCUGGGCGUUGGCCUACCCUGGGCAAUCGCAGCGAGCUUGUCACAGAAACCUGUACCGUGCGCGGAGAAGGUGGUGAGUAUUAGCGGCGACGGCGGGUUUAUGUUUAGUUCGCAAGAAUUGGCGACGGCGGUGCAGCAGGGGUGUAAUAUCACGCAUUUCAUCUGGAACGAUUCGGCAUAUAACAUGGUCGAGUUCCAGGAAGAGGCCAAGUACGGACGCAGCUCGGGGAUUAGGCUUGGUGGCGUUGAUUUUGUGAAGUUCGCAGAGGCGUUUGAUGCGAAGGGGUUCAGGGUGAGGACGAGUGGGGAGUUGGAGAGUGUGAUGAGAGCAGCGCUCGCGGUCAAAGGCGUGGCGAUUGUGGAGGUUGUUAUUGAUUAUAGUAAGAGUAAUGAGUUGAUGAGAAAUGUUAUUCCGGAUGAUUAUAAGUAG
Talaromyces proteolyticus is the source of this 1698-nucleotide messenger RNA. Its product is annotated as putative acetolactate synthase. Lineage: Eukaryota; Fungi; Ascomycota; Eurotiomycetes; Eurotiales; Trichocomaceae. Bases 1 to 1698 code for a protein of 565 amino acids. Gene Ontology annotation, molecular function: thiamine pyrophosphate binding; magnesium ion binding; flavin adenine dinucleotide binding. Gene Ontology annotation, cellular component: acetolactate synthase complex. The record is from RefSeq and is a predicted model, not a curated record. The transcript has a single exon. Gene Ontology annotation, biological process: butanediol metabolic process; L-valine biosynthetic process.